This is a messenger RNA of Cynoglossus semilaevis (tongue sole), 1299 nucleotides long. It is a transcript of the gene rnf224, whose product is annotated as ring finger protein 224. Bases 97 to 666 code for a protein of 189 amino acids. NCBI's taxonomy places the organism in Eukaryota, Metazoa, Chordata, Actinopteri, Pleuronectiformes, Cynoglossidae. The transcript has 2 exons. The record is from RefSeq and is a predicted model, not a curated record.
CAGGUGGCGUCGCACCAGGAGCAGAACGUGGUUCCAGACUCUCCGUCAGUCUGGUCUGGUGCUGACCUCAGCUCUGUCUCCAGGUCUUCAACCAACAUGUCUGAGGAGAGAAAAGUGGAAGAGGAGGAAGAAGAGGAGGAACAGGAAGUGACCUGUCCUCCCAUUCCUCCAUCCUCUGCUCCCAUGGAGCCUGGAAUGUCACUCAGGAGGCGGGACCUGGUCUGCAUCGUAUGUUUCGGUAACUAUGACCUGGCCACGCGACUGCCGCGGCGACUGCACUGUGGCCACGCCUUCUGUCAGGCGUGUCUGAAGAGGCUGGACACUGUCAUCAACGAACAGGUGUGGAUCCCAUGUCCUCAGUGUCGACAGAACACUCCUCGGCCCAAGGGCGGAGCAGCAAGUCUGGACCUGGACCUGGCCUCCUUCCUGGGGGUCAAAGCCCAGCAGACCUCCUCGUCCUCCCCUUCCAGAAAAACCACCGGCAGGGAGGGGGCGCCACCUGCAGGCCCAGAGCAUGACGGGAAGCUGUGGCUGCGGAAGGAGGCGACGGAAGACAGCUGGUCUCACGGCGGUCUGGCAGAGCCGCGAUUCCACCGCUACGCUAACUGCUGUCCGCCGCUCUCCUACUGGCUGUGCUGCUGGUCAUGCUGUCCUGGGCGGGGCUAGUUUAAAGUGGGCGUGGUUUAGACAGUUUAAAUGAGGUAAAAACUUUAUUAAUACUGUGACCAUUAAUAUUCCAACACAAAUGCAGAUGUUUACAUUCAACCUCCGGGGUGGGAGGGGGGGGCAGUGGAGGGGGGGUUAAAGUUUAAAGACAGUUCAGGUUUUGUGGUGAUGUCAGAGCUGACUUUGCUGAGAGCGCCCCCUGCACAGAGAACCAGACUUCGACAGAGAAACUAUAAAAUAAAGCUCAAGCCGUUACUGUGCAGGAAUCAGUGUUUCCAUACUGGUUCUGACAGCUAGAGGGUGCUGUAGGUGCAGCCUGCUAAGAUCAUAUGCAGUAGUGUUGCUCAAAGUCCGGACCAGGGUCCACAUCUGGACCCCGGGGUGAAAAGGUUUACGUAACUGACAUCAUGCCGUGGAGCUGGUUGAUGAUCAGAUCUGGACCAGAGUUGGAGAAGCUCUGAUGUUCUGAUGUUGGACAUCAUCCCUCAUACAACCACACUGGGAAUAAAAGUGUAUUUAUUGAACUGGCCUUGUUACAAUGAUGUAUUUAUCACAGACAAAAAUGUAAAAAACACAACAUUAAUAAUAAAAUAUUGUCUUUGGAAAACAAAAAAAAACAAACCAAACUUCCAC